AAUCCCAAAACUUUACGCUACUUUCUUUCUUUGUUUCAGUUGCUGUCACAAGAAGCCAAUAUCUCGUCCAAAAAACUGAUCCAUCGCAACAUUAAACACCCAAACUUGGAUGAUGCUGCCAACCAUUUUUAUCUUGUCACAAAUAAAUUCCCCCCUCUGUUUUGUUGUUAUUUCACACACCACCAAAUCUAUCUACCAGUCCAACAAGUAACCCCAUUUCUCUAACCAUAAACACACAGAGAGAGAGGAGGGAGAGAGAUAGUCCAACGCUUUGAUUCUUGCUUCACCCGCCAUGUCUCCGCCGUUUUUAAAACCCCACUUGGUUAUUACAGUUACAUAUGUUUGUUUUAUGUUGUUAUGUGAUAUUAUAGUACAUGGUCAUAAAGAAGUUUUUAGAACAGAAGAUGUGCUGCCCUUGUUGCCCAGACAGGUUUCCUGGCCGAUUCUCAACUCGCUCAACUCGGCCGUGGAUAUUAUGCCGACGUUUGUGGGGGCGGCGUCGAUGAAUAAUAACUCGUCGGGGUGGAAAGGGGCUUGCUUUUAUGAGAAUACUGCUUGGAUGGAGUUUCAUAAUAAGAGUGGGACUCAAUUUGGUGGUGGCACGCUUCAUCUCAAGGUUAGUAACGCACAUAGUUGGACAUGUAUGGAUUUAUACGUUUUUGCAACUCCAUAUCGUGUGACAUGGGACUACUACUUUAUAGCUCGCGAACAUACGCUUGAGUUUUCAGAGUGGGAAGGGAAAGCUGAGUAUGAAUAUGUUAAAAGAAAGGGAGUAUCAAUUUUCCUCAUGCAAGCAGGGAUGCUCGGAACACUUCAGGCGCUGUGGGAAGUGUACCCCCUUUUCACAAAUACUCAAUGGGGUGAGAAUUCUAAUAUUGCAUUUCUUGAGAAGCAUAUGGAGGCUUCCUUUAAAGAGCGUCCUCAACCGUGGUAUACAAAUAUUAGUGUUGACGAUGUACACUCUGGAGACUUCCUGGCCAUAUCAAAAAUCCGAGGCAGGUGGGGCGCAUUUGAGACUCUAGAGAAGUGGGUAUCAGGAGCUUAUGCGGGUCACACUGCAGUUUGUUUAAAGGAUCCUGAAGGCAAGCUAUGGGUUGGGGAAUCAGGACAUGAAGAUGAGAAUGGGGAGGAUAUUAUCGCAAUAUUACCAUGGGAUGAAUGGUGGGAAUUUGAGCUGACUAAAGAUGAUUCCAAUCCGCACAUAGCAUUACUUCCUUUGCAUCCUGAUCUUCGUGCCAGGUUCAAUGAGACUGCUGCAUGGGAGUAUGCUAGAAGCCUGACUGGUCAGCCAUAUGGUUAUCAUAAUCUAAUAUUUAGCUGGAUUGACACAAUUGAUCAAAACUAUCCUCCUCCCUUGGACGCUCAUUUGAUUGCUUCUGUUAUGACUGUGUGGAAUCAGUUACAGCCCGAAUAUGCUGCUAACAUGUGGAAUGAAGCAUUAAACAAGCGACUUGGUACAAAGGGACUUGGCCUUUCUGAAAUUCUGGUAGAAGUUGAAAGACGUGGAUCAUCUUUUGGUGAAUUGCUGGCUAUUCCUGAACAGGAUGACUGGAUAUACAGUGACGGGAAAUCUGCUUCAUGCAUUGCAUAUGUUCUCGGAGUGUACAAGGAAGCAGGACUCUUUGGUUCAAUAUCAGACUCGAUCCAAAUAACUGAAUUCACAAUCAGAGAUGCCUACACACUUAAUUUUUUCGAGAAUGACUUGAGCCGCCUUCCAAAGUGGUGCAACGAUGGGGACACGGUGAAGCUUCCUUAUUGCCAGAUUAAAGGAAAGUAUAGAAUGGAACUACCCGAAUACAAUACAGUUCAGCCGUACCCCCAUAUGAAUGAAAAGUGUCCGUCUAUGCCCCCAAAAUACUGGAGGCAGAGCAAUUGCUGAACCUCAGAAAAUGGGCUCAUGUUUAAACAUUUUAUCUAUAAUGUGGGCCAGCACUAGGUUUGUACAGUUACGGUUAUAGUUUUAGUGUAUCACACUCGUAUGACUUUCAAGGGAAUCAUGUAAAAUUGGCAUUGAUUGACAUGUCUAAAUGUUGUCUAUCUGUCUCACAUGUUAUUGUUACAUGUAGGAUCUUUGUUCAUUGUGUUGUAUAUGACAGAAAAUAUGUGAUAAAUAGAGAGCUUAGUAUUUGCUGGUU
Daucus carota subsp. sativus is the source of this 2135-nucleotide messenger RNA. RefSeq lists its product as uncharacterized. Lineage: Eukaryota; Viridiplantae; Streptophyta; Magnoliopsida; Apiales; Apiaceae. The record is from RefSeq and is a predicted model, not a curated record. The coding region runs from base 293 to 1879 and encodes 528 amino acids. The transcript is spliced from 7 exons.